Molecule: messenger RNA, 770 nt
Organism: Lutra lutra (Eurasian river otter)
Lineage: Eukaryota; Metazoa; Chordata; Mammalia; Carnivora; Mustelidae
Product: translation initiation factor IF-2-like
Exons: 2
Coding region: 135-770 (211 amino acids)
Source: RefSeq, a predicted model, not a curated record
CUUCCCCCACGGUCUCCGGGCGGCCUGAGACAAGCCCGCGGGUCCGCCACCUGGGGGUGGGCCCAGAACCCGCCCCCGCCCCCCGGCCCAGCGCUCCAGGGCAGGGCUCCCGCCGACCGCACGUGCAGGGACGGAUGCGCUCGGGCACCGCCGGCCCCCGAGCUGGGUGCGGGGACAGACCCGCGGCGGCGGCCUCUAGGAGGCAGGGAGACCGGACGGCACGAGCGCCGCGCUGGGGCAGGCUCCGCCACGGUGCCGCGCGGGAGGCCCACGCGGAAGGGCCGCAGCCGGACUGCGGGGCCGGGAGCCCCGCAGACCCUCCUCGGCGCCGCGGGGCCGCGCGCACAGCGGGCUGCGGGGGUGGCCAGCGUGGCCAGCGCCCCCCGGGGACGGACCUGGAGAGCCGCCGCCCCGCCUGCCCCGACUCCGCCGCGGCUCACCUAGCUCUGGGCCGGGCCGUCCGGCCGCGACCGGGAGUCGAGCCCCGCAGCAGGGGGCGCCGGGCGGCGAGCUGGGCGCAGGCGCGGGCCGGCAAACGUGGAGGGCGUGAGGUCACGGCGCACGGGCGGUCGUGCGCCGGCGCAGUGGGACGUAAACACAGGCGCGCCGGGGCCCGCAAGGGCGGGCGCAGGCGCAGUGGGGCGAGGAGGGCGCGGCGCAGGCGCAUUGGCCGCGCUCGCGAUGGGCGUGGUGUUGACGGCGCCGCGAUGGCUGCUCGCGGGUGUCGGACCCGCGAAGCCCCGGGCCCCUCUCAGAGCCCGGCCUCCUGA